AUGAUCUUGAAGCCUUGGUGCAAGGUCAUGGAACGCAUGGUUCUCAGAAGACUUCAAGCACACCUGGACGAGACGAGUCAGAUACCGGCGACCAUGUAUGGAUUCCACCAGCACCUGAGCACCCAAGACGUCCUGACCCAAUUACACGAACUAGUGAUUAAAAGAGCAACGAGGCACGCGCCCCGGGGUAUACUGGCUUUGGGCCUCAAGGGGGCCUUCGACAACGUGUCCUACGCCAGCGUGCUAGAGAACCUGCGCAUGACGGGGUGUGGCCGCAAGACCUACGGCUAUAUUAAAGAUUUCCUAACCAAUAGAACGGCAACUAUCCGGAUAGGAAAGGAACGGUAA
This is a messenger RNA of Dermacentor albipictus, 348 nucleotides long. The record is from RefSeq and is a predicted model, not a curated record. Lineage: Eukaryota; Metazoa; Arthropoda; Arachnida; Ixodida; Ixodidae.